Hypomesus transpacificus is the source of this 982-nucleotide messenger RNA. RefSeq names its product N-6 adenine-specific DNA methyltransferase 1 (gene hemk2). NCBI's taxonomy places the organism in Eukaryota, Metazoa, Chordata, Actinopteri, Osmeriformes, Osmeridae. Gene Ontology annotation, cellular component: eRF1 methyltransferase complex. Gene Ontology annotation, biological process: methylation. The transcript has 7 exons. Gene Ontology annotation, molecular function: protein methyltransferase activity; S-adenosylmethionine-dependent methyltransferase activity; nucleic acid binding. The record is from RefSeq and is a predicted model, not a curated record. The coding region runs from base 35 to 706 and encodes 223 amino acids.
CGGAAGUGCAAUUUACACAUCCCCAUGUGCGUGUAUGGAUUUUGUCAACAGACCUGCCAGUCUGCUGCAGAUGUAUCCGACACCCCUAUAUUCUCAUGCGGGACGAGGUCCCUUCAUUGAUGUCUACGAGCCAGCAGAGGACUCAUUUCUGCUCAUUGAUGCUUUGGAGCAAGACGCAGAGAAGCUGAAACAGAUGAGCCCCACUGUUUGUCUGGAGAUAGGCAGCGGCUCUGGGGUGGUGUCUGCCUUCCUAGCAUCGGUAGUCGGACCUGAGUCUCUAUACAUUUGUACUGAUGUGAACCCUGCAGCAGCCCAGUGCACCAUGGAAACCUCCCUCUGUAACAAAGUCUGUCUACAGCCUGUAAUCACUGACUUGGUGGACACUCUCUUGCCAAGGCUGAGUGGAAAAGUUGACAUUCUAUUGUUCAACCCUCCCUAUGUAGUUACACCCCCUGAGGAGGUUGGUAGCCGGGGCAUCGAGGCUGCCUGGGCUGGUGGGUACCGGGGCAGGGAGGUUAUGGACAGGGUUUUCCCCCUCGUUCCUCAGCUUCUAUCUCAAAAGGGUCUAUUUUACCUCGUCACUGUGGUAGAGAACGACCCAGAGGAAAUCAUCAGUGUGUUGGCAGAGGCUGGCCUGCAGGGGGCGUCCUGUCUGUCUAGAAGAGCUGGGAGAGAAAGCCUCUCUGUGCUACGCUUCCAUACGUGACCAUGGUCAUGGGCUCCACACCCCACGCCUUCAAACCCAGCUACAACAGAUUAACAGUGUGGUGGGCUGGACCAGUGAAUGAUGUGUGCAGAAUUUAGAAGUCUGUCAAUGUGUCCCUGACUCCCAACGUUAUCUUGCACUGCCUUGGGAAAAAAAACAAAAAACAUGUUCAAACAGAUUUACUGUAUGCUUAAUCUAUUUUCCACAUUGUUUUUGUUGUUGAGUAAUGCCCUUGUGAGAAUGACAUCUUUUUUUAUAAAACAAAAAUUGACUAUU